Molecule: messenger RNA, 186 nt
Organism: Kuraishia capsulata CBS 1993
Lineage: Eukaryota; Fungi; Ascomycota; Pichiomycetes; Pichiales; Pichiaceae
Exons: 1
Coding region: 1-186 (61 amino acids)
Source: RefSeq, a predicted model, not a curated record
AUGUUUGUAGCUUUCAAGUUUAUGCUUGCGUCGAUCAUAAUGGGCAUGCCAAUUAAGCUAAAUCGUGAAUUGUUACUAGAACUGAACUCAGAAGAAAGGAGAGACUAUCGCGAGUGUAUUCUCAAGAUUCUAAAAUAUAAUAACAUUGCUAUUGAGCGUUAUACUGAACGCACUAACAAUGAAUGA